UUACAUUAGUCUCUCAUCGAAAGACGUUUAUAUUUUCAUUGAGAAUUGUGAUCAUUCAUCUCUUUAAAAAUUUCGCUGGAAGAAGGGUUAAAGAACGAGACUUUACGAAAAUCUCUAUGUUAGUCUCUCAUCGAAAGAAGUUUAUUUUUAUCAAAAUAUUUCAUCGCUCGUACUCGUGAAAAUUUUUAAGGAAAAAGGAUUAAGAAACAAGGGUUUUCGAAAUAUUUCAGAAAAGAUUAUAAACAUUUCUGGUGCUCAAAAAUUGAAAAAUUCGAGGACAACAACUAUAGCAAGAUGGCCGUAGCAAUUGACCUCUUGGAAAUGACAAGGAUGGUAUCAGCAAAUAAUUCUCGUUACCCAUCAGGAAAGGAUCCAAACGUUUAUAAAUUGAUUUCUGUGCAUUUUGACUCUAUAAAAGCAAGUAAGACUAGCUCCGUUGAUAUUAUUUUGCAAGAAGAUCCUCAAAUCGCGUGUACUUUAAAUCUUCUUCACUCGGAUGAAUGCGUCCGCAUGAGCAUGAACUUCAAAUCGAAGGAUCUAAGUCCAAAACUUAAAUACGAGGCCUCCCUUUAUUACUUAAACUGGGACCUGAAAAUGACCCUUCUAGAGAGUAUGAAGCUGGAAAAUAUCAGAAAUGAUUCUAUUUAUCAUUUUGCAGUUCCGCUCAAAUGCUUCAUGAAUGAUAAAGACAACAUUCCUCGAAAAAUUUUAAUUAAUGAUCACUGUUUUUUAUAUUGCGAGAUUACAAGAAAAGACCAAGUUUUAAUACCCAAUAUGAUAAUCGAAGUUCCUGAUGGCGGAAUGGCGACCGAUUUUUUUAUGCUUUUUCCACUAGGUCUGUAUAGCGACGUAGAGAUUACUUGUGGGGAUGAGAUGUUUGAUACGCAUAAAUUGAUUUUAUCGGUUAGGUCCCUCGUUUUUAGAGAUAUGUUGGAAUCCCAAAUGGAAGAAUCGAAAAAAAUCCGAAUAACAAUAACCGAUGUUGAUUCAGACAUUAUUGGUCAUAUGUUAUGGUUCAUUUAUUCUGAUACUGUCAGUAAUUUAGAAACAGGACAGGCAGAAAAACUGCUUGUAGCAGCUGAUAAGUACAUGUUAGAAAAUCUCAAACUAAUUUGUAUGCAAGAAAUGUUCAGAUCGGUCACAGAUAUCGAGAAAGCUUCCGAAGUCCUGGCAAUUGCUGAAAAAUAUAAUGUGAUCGCGUUUAGAAAUAUGGCGUUGGACUUCAUAGAAAAUAACGACAAGAGUUCGUAAGAUUUAGGUUUACUCUUUACAUUUCUAAAAAUGUGACUCAUUUCAUAGUUUAAGAUUUAUUUGAUAAUCGUUUUUUUAUUAUUAUUUUUAUUGAUUUAAUCUUUCAUAUUGGAAAAAAUUGAUUAGCUCGGAAAUUCAAACUUCAUUUCAUACUAUAUAAUUUUGGUAUUGAUUGAAUCAUGCACAUCAAAACAAAUUUUUUACUGCACUAAGAGUAUCAUAAUCUUUAAUCGAAUGAUGUUAAAAAACGUUUAUAAAAUUGUAAUCAGUUUUAAAGAAACUUCGAGAAUUGUAAGUUUUUCAAUAAGAUGUUCUAUCAGUACGCAUCAAUAAUAUAAAUUAAAAAGCGGGCGCUCAGAACUUUUUGAUUUCCUUUUUAACAUUUUCUACAUAUAUUUUUUCUUACUGUAUAAAUUAUGUGUAUUAAAAAUGUUGUCUGUACUCUUCUCGAAAUAUUUCCUUGUAUCAAAUAAAAAUUUAGUUUUAAAAAAACAAAA
Belonocnema kinseyi is the source of this 1748-nucleotide messenger RNA. RefSeq names its product speckle-type POZ protein-like. Gene Ontology annotation, biological process: proteasome-mediated ubiquitin-dependent protein catabolic process; regulation of proteolysis. Gene Ontology annotation, cellular component: cytoplasm; nucleus. NCBI's taxonomy places the organism in Eukaryota, Metazoa, Arthropoda, Insecta, Hymenoptera, Cynipidae. The transcript is spliced from 3 exons. Gene Ontology annotation, molecular function: ubiquitin protein ligase binding. The record is from RefSeq and is a predicted model, not a curated record. The coding region runs from base 295 to 1251 and encodes 318 amino acids.